GAAUCACCGGGGCGAUGCAUAUUAGGUUCUAGCAAGAGAUUCACAAAUACUUGUACUCCUUGCCCAUUGUAGCCCUGCAUAUCUUCCUCUCCACGACUUUGCGCAAAAUGCCUCCUGUUCUCCCCACCCAAGAGCUUGAGCCCAGACUCAAUACCGCCUGCCCUCUUAAUGUGGAGGAUAGGUGUAACAAUGGCGAAAAGGACUGUUGUUUGAUAGCUGUUAUGGGAGCAACAGGAUCCGGGAAGACGUCGUUCAUCAAUCUUGUCAGUGGAUCCAAGCUUGCGGUCAGUCAUGGCUUGGAUUCGAGUACAGACGGAGUGCAAGAAUCUGGCAUAUUUGAAGUCAACGGGCGCCCUGUGAAGCUUAUAGACACCCCUGGAUUCGACGACACGGCAAGGUCGGACAUAGACGUUCUUCACAUGAUAGCAGAAUACUUAUCUUCUCGAUAUCAGAGGGGUAAUGUGCUGCAAGGUGUGAUUUGGAUGCAUUCCAUCGCGGAUGAUAGAAUGAGGGGAAGGGCGCGUCGUGACUUCCAGCUAUUCCAAGCAAUGUGCGGAACGGAAGGCCUUUCCAACUGCGCCAUUGUGACCAACCGGAGGGCGUCGAUCGACGACAAAACGGACAGGGUCGCGAUCCGUGAUUCACGUGAAGACGAGAGGUUCCUGUUGCCAAUAGAGAGCAGCGCCUACGUCUGGCAACACAACAGCUCGCUUUCUUCUGCACAAGACAUAAUCCGGCAUCUUUUGGGUAACAAUCCUGCUCCGUUGAAGAUUCAGCGGGAGUUAAUUGAUGAACACAUGAAUUUGGCGGAUACGGCGGUCGGCCAAAUGCUUUACGGCUCACUUCUGACUGUAAAACGGAAGCAUGAGGAGGAUAUUCGACAGAUGCAAUAUGAAUUAGACGCAUUCAUGGAGCAGUGCUAUGAAGACGAACGACAGAGGAAGGAGCUGCAGUGGCUUUUUGCCGGAUCGCGGGGAAGGCAGAGGGAAGUCUUGGAGGAGAAGGUAGCGUUCGAAUGUGAGAACAUAGUGGCCGAUAGAUAGAAAGGGGAAGGUGAUACUCUGUCUGAUGUGAACGGCAUCAGGAUAUUCUCGUCUUGUGGGUUUUUGUUUGUAGUCGCUCCAGGGUCAAGCCCUACAUGGACUCCAUCGAGAGUACAAUAAAACCUCUUUGGGUCA
This is a messenger RNA of Somion occarium, 1178 nucleotides long. NCBI's taxonomy places the organism in Eukaryota, Fungi, Basidiomycota, Agaricomycetes, Polyporales, Cerrenaceae. The record is from the annotation of a GenBank genome assembly.